UCGCUCCUCAGAGCAGAAAUAAGAGCUUUGGGACGGCCGUCAAUAUGGCGGCGCACCGGACUUCCGCACCGGAGAACCGGAAUUGUCUUAAAAGUCUCUUAAUUGUCAUUUCCUCAACUUCCGGUUCUCCGGAAGUCCGGUUAUUUUAAAACCAGACACAUCAGUCCUGUACACUCCUGUUGUAACUCUCUUUUCUUAAACUGGCGUUGACCUCUGACCUCUUUAAAAAGGGACUUAAUUGACUGGUGGAUUCAAACCCAUCAGGCUCUUUAUAAGCACCGUAUUGUGUUUGUUCGGCUGACAUAUGUCAGCUAAUCCAACGUUAUCGAGUAAUUCAGUGCAUAUAAAAAUGACAUUAAGACUCCAUAAUGCUCCGUGGACGCCUUCAACCAGCAGCGUUGAGCUGUGAUCCUCAAACCCAUCAUUGUGCCGCUGAAUCCCUGCUUCAUCACUCAGGAGCAGCUGUAAACCCGCCAAUCAUGGAAAGUGUAGUCUUAACAGGAUAUUAGACUGAAUUAUUGUCCCCACAAUCCGGAUCCACGGAUUUUGGUUUUUCAUUAAUUAGAUUUCACAGAGCCUCCCCUCCUCUCGUCGGGCUUAUUAAGGAAGGUGUGAUCUCUUCUCAGAGCAGAGCAGCAAACAUGCAGCAUUAACACAGCAGAGGUGUUCCUAUUGUUGGAUUACCACACUUAUUUUUUUCUUUUCUUUUGUGAAACUGUCGUUUUUUACUAGAUUCUGGAGUUUGAGGUAGUAGAUAAACCGCUGACUCUUAUAUUCUAAUACCAGUGAAGCUUCUGAGCAAGGAUGGAGCGCCUCCCUCUGCACCAUGGAAACUCCUCGGCCAACGCAGAGCUCCUGUCUCGGACCGGCUACACCGUGCUGGCCGUGAUCAUGGGCACGUUCUCCGUGGCCGGGAUCCUCCUCAACGUCCUGGUGAUCGUGGUGACGGUGAGACACAGACAGCUGAGGCAGCCGCUCAGCUACGCCCUGGUGAACCUGGCCGUCUGUGACCUUGGCUGUGCCGUGUGUGGAGGUCUGCCCACCACGGUCACCAGCGCCAUGGGGUACUUCAGCCUGGGACGUGCGGGCUGCGUGUUGGAGGGCUUUGCUGUCUCCUUUUUCGGUAUAGCGAGUCUGUGUACAAUCGGAGUCAUUUCUGUUGAACGCUACAUCGUGGUGUGCUAUCCCAUGGGGGCGGUCCUGUUCCAGACCAGACACGCUGUAGCAGGAGUGGUGCUGUCCUGGGUCUGGUCCUUCGUGUGGAACACUCCGCCUCUGUUCGGUUGGGGAAGCUACGAGCUGGAGGGCGUCAAGACCUCCUGCGCCCCGAACUGGUACAGCCGGGACGUGGGGAACAUGUCGUACAUCAUCAUGUACUUCUGCCUCUGCUUUGCUGUGCCCUUCUCCAUCAUCUUGGUGUCUUACUCGCGACUCCUUUGGACUCUACGCCAGGUGACCAAGCUGCAGAUAUCCAGAUAUGCGAGCACGCACCGUGUGGAGGCGCAGGUGGCGCGUAUGAUCGUGGUGAUGGUGCUGGCCUUCCUGGUGACCUGGCUGCCAUAUGCUGUCAUGGCCCUCGCGGUCAUCAUGGACUCCAGUUUAUAUAUCGACCCCGUCGUCGCCACCAUACCGGUUUACUUGGCUAAAAGCAGCACCGUCUACAACCCCAUCAUCUAUAUCUUCAUGAACAGACAGUUUCGGGGAUACGCUAUUCCCACGGUCCUGUGUGGAUGGAACCCGUGGGCGUCACAUCCACAGACGCCCGAGGACGAGACCACGGUUGCCUCGAUAAUGAAGAGCCAGAGAGUCUCACCUAAAGGAUCUUUAAAUGAAUGAAGUGUGUACUCACUCCCGACCAUUUACUUUCAUCCAAUAGGCAACCCCCUCUGCACCGGACGGCGAAGACAACUUUAAGAGUCUAAAGUGACAAAACACAGAAUGAUAUUGAUGCCACAAAUGAGGAUGCUGUACAAAUCAUGUAUCAUUAACAAACAACAUUAAAGCAGCUGUGAGAAAGAAGAAGGAAACCAUUAUCAUACAAGACUCAUGUGUUCAAACGUCUCUUCCUGCCGAGGCUGUCCCAACGUUUUAUAUAUUCUGACAAUAAAGAC
Messenger RNA from Anarrhichthys ocellatus (wolf-eel), 2111 nucleotides. RefSeq names its product parapinopsin-like. Bases 805 to 1836 code for a protein of 343 amino acids. Gene Ontology annotation, molecular function: G protein-coupled receptor activity. Gene Ontology annotation, biological process: visual perception; G protein-coupled receptor signaling pathway. The transcript is spliced from 5 exons. Gene Ontology annotation, cellular component: membrane. The record is from RefSeq and is a predicted model, not a curated record. Lineage: Eukaryota; Metazoa; Chordata; Actinopteri; Perciformes; Anarhichadidae.